GCGGCUCGCAUCCAGCUCCCUCACACAAAGCCCAGACGCGGAGAAAAUGGCGGCAGGGGUCGAAGCGGCGGCCGAGGUGGCGACGACGGAGACCAAAAUGGAGGAGGAGAGCGGCGCGCCCGGCGUGCCAAGCGGCAACGGGGCUCCGGGCCCGAAGGGUGAAGGAGAGCGACCUACUCAGAAUGAGAAGAGGAAGGAGAAAAACAUAAAAAGAGGAGGCAAUCGCUUUGAGCCAUAUGCCAAUCCAACUAAAAGAUACAGAGCCUUCAUUACAAACAUACCUUUUGAUGUGAAAUGGCAGUCACUUAAAGACCUGGUUAAAGAAAAAGUUGGUGAGGUAACAUACGUGGAGCUCUUAAUGGACGCUGAAGGAAAGUCAAGGGGAUGUGCCGUUGUUGAAUUCAAGAUGGAAGAAAGCAUGAAAAAAGCUGCCGAAGUUCUAAACAAGCAUAGUCUGAGUGGAAGACCACUGAAAGUCAAAGAAGAUCCUGAUGGUGAACAUGCCAGGAGAGCAAUGCAAAAGGUGAUGGCUACGACCGGUGGGAUGGGUAUGGGACCAGGUGGCCCAGGAAUGAUUAAUAUCCCACCCAGUAUCCUAAAUAAUCCUAACAUCCCAAAUGAGAUUAUCCAUGCAUUGCAGGCUGGAAGACUUGGAAGCACAGUAUUUGUAGCAAAUCUGGAUUAUAAAGUUGGCUGGAAGAAACUGAAGGAAGUAUUUAGUAUGGCUGGUGUGGUGGUCCGAGCAGACAUUCUUGAGGAUAAAGAUGGAAAGAGUCGUGGAAUAGGCACUGUUACUUUUGAACAGUCCAUUGAAGCUGUGCAGGCUAUAUCUAUGUUUAAUGGUCAACUGCUAUUUGAUAGACCAAUGCACGUGAAAAUGGAUGAGAGGGCCUUACCAAAGGGAGAUUUUUUCCCUCCUGAGCGUCCACAGCAACUUCCCCAUGGACUUGGUGGUAUUGGCAUGGGGUUAGGCCCAGGAGGACAGCCUAUUGAUGCCAAUCACCUGAAUAAAGGCAUUGGCAUGGGAAACAUAGGACCCGCAGGAAUGGGAAUGGAAGGCAUAGGAUUUGGAAUAAAUAAAAUGGGAGGCAUGGAGGGACCUUUUGGUGGUGGUAUGGAAAACAUGGGUCGAUUUGGAUCAGGGAUGAACAUGGGCAGAAUAAAUGAAAUCCUAAGUAAUGCACUGAAGAGAGGAGAGAUCAUUGCAAAGCAGGGAGGAGGUGGAGGUGGAGGCAGUGUCCCUGGGAUCGAGAGGAUGGGCCCUGGCAUCGACCGCAUUGGGGGUGCCGGCAUGGAGCGCAUGGGCGCAGGCCUGGGCCAUGGCAUGGAUCGUGUGGGCUCUGAGAUCGAGCGCAUGGGCCUGGUCAUGGACCGCAUGGGCUCCGUUGAGCGCAUGGGCUCCGGCAUCGAGCGCAUGGGUCCACUGGGCCUCGACCACAUGGCCUCCAGCAUCGAGCGCAUGGGCCAGACCAUGGAGCGCAUCGGGUCUGGCGUGGAGCGCAUGGGUGCCGGCAUGGGCUUCGGCCUUGAGCGCAUGGCCGCGCCUAUCGACCGCGUAGGCCAGACCAUUGAGCGCAUGGGCUCUGGUGUGGAGCGAAUGGGCCCUGCCAUCGAGCGGAUGGGCCUGAGCAUGGAGCGCAUGGUGCCCGCAGGCAUGGGGGCUGGCCUGGAGCGCAUGGGCCCUGUGAUGGAUCGCAUGGCCACCGGCCUGGAGCGCAUGGGCGCCAACAACCUGGAGCGCAUGGGCCUGGAGCGAAUGGGCGCCAACAGCCUGGAGCGCAUGGGCCUGGAGCGAAUGGGCGCCAACAGCCUGGAGCGCAUGGGUCCUGCCAUGGGUCCAGCCCUAGGCGCCGGCAUUGAGCGCAUGGGCCUGGCCAUGGGUGGCGGUGGCGGUGCCAGCUUUGACCGCGCCAUCGAGAUGGAGCGUGGCAACUUUGGAGGAAGCUUCGCAGGUUCCUUUGGCGGAGCUGGAGGCCAUGCUCCUGGGGUUGCCAGGAAGGCCUGCCAGAUAUUUGUGAGAAAUCUCCCAUUUGAUUUUACAUGGAAGAUGCUAAAAGACAAAUUCAACGAAUGUGGCCACGUGCUGUAUGCCGACAUCAAGAUGGAGAACGGGAAGUCCAAGGGGUGCGGUGUGGUUAAGUUUGAGUCGCCAGAGGUGGCUGAGAGAGCCUGCCGGAUGAUGAAUGGGAUGAAGCUGAGUGGCCGAGAGAUUGAUGUUCGAAUCGAUAGAAAUGCUUAAGCAGUUGCCUUUUUUAAACAUCGAUACCAGACCUCUGAAUUUGUAUUUUUUCUUGUUAACCAUUUUAAUUUGUUGGCUGGAUGUAUAAAGAUGUUUAAAAAAUUCAGUUGCUUUUUGGGGUAAUUUGAAUUACUUUUUUAAUGACUGGGGUUCCAUUUGACUGUUUGCAUUGAGAUUGCAAUGUGCGCAAUUUUUUUUGUAGUUGUGGCAUCUUGUUGACAUCGAAUAUGACUUUGAUAAUAAAUACCAGUUCCUGAAAAGA
Messenger RNA from Mustela lutreola (European mink), 2501 nucleotides. RefSeq names its product heterogeneous nuclear ribonucleoprotein M (gene HNRNPM). Bases 47 to 2239 code for a protein of 730 amino acids. Gene Ontology annotation, cellular component: nucleus; post-mRNA release spliceosomal complex; cytoplasm. Gene Ontology annotation, biological process: regulation of mRNA stability involved in response to oxidative stress; alternative mRNA splicing, via spliceosome. The transcript is spliced from 16 exons. The record is from RefSeq and is a predicted model, not a curated record. Gene Ontology annotation, molecular function: mRNA binding. Lineage: Eukaryota; Metazoa; Chordata; Mammalia; Carnivora; Mustelidae.